AUGGUCCCCUCAGUUGAUGGUCGCCUUGCUAUCCUCGCUACCUUACUUAUUUCCUUUGCUGUCAUCACUGCCCUCAGGCGGUUCGUUGAGAAUAGACGAAACAGGCCUCCCCUUCCUCCUGGCCCAGUGCCGCUCCCACUAAUAGGGAAUGUCUUAUCUAUCGACGCUAAAGAACCUUGGUUGACUUAUACUCGAUGGCGUGCUGUUUAUGGGGAUCUGGUCUUCGUGCGGAUUCUAGACCAGGACGCGGUCGUGAUCAAUUCUCAGCAUGUUGCACAAGCCUUAAUGGACAAGCGGUCUCGGAUUUACUCUGAUAGACCAUACUUAGCCACAGUCAAGCCAUAUGGCUGGUCGAUCAACUUUGCGUUCAUAGCUUAUGGUGAUGAAUGGCGUCUUUCCCGACGACUCUUCCACCAAACUUUCCGUCCCGAGUCUGCAGUAAAGUUCCGCCCAAUACAGAUGAGACGGGCUCGUGAGAUGAUCGUCAAUCUAAUCGAUGAACCCCAACAUUAUCAUACCCACUUCGCAACAUUCUCGUCCUCUGUUGCGAUGUCAGUUGUAUACGACUACCAGCUCAGUGCUCGUGAUGAUCCUCUGGUUCGAAUCGCGGAACAUGCACAGGCUCUUGGCCUUGUCAUGUUGACCCCAGAGAGAGCAAUUUUGCUCAAAACUUUCCCCUUCUUAUUGAAAUUGCCUGACUGGUGCUGGGGAUCUUCAAUCAAACGCGAUGCUCAAGCUUCGACCAAUGCCUUGAAUGAAAUGGCGGACGUGCCGUUUCGAUAUGCGCAGCAGCAUAUGGCCGAAAACUCGUUCCUUGACCAGUGUUCGAUGGUCCCAGAAAAUUUGAAACGGAUGGAGAAGCAAGAUCAAGCAUCCAAACCAAUAUUUGAGGCCGCCUUAAAGAAAGCAGCUACAUCUGCUAUCAUGGGUUCAAUUGAGACGACUACUUCAACCUUGAUGGCUUUUGCUUUCGCCAUGAUGUCUUACCCAGAUGUUCAAAGACGCGCACAAGCGGAAAUAGACUCGGUGGUUGGACGAGAUCGCUUACCUACCUUUGAGGACAGGGCAUCACUACCCUACGUCGAAUCAGUUCUGCGGGAGACUUGGCGAUGGCACCCUAUUACGCCCCUUGGCGUAGCACAUGCCGUCUCGAGUGAUGAUAUUUACGAAUGGUUACUUCAUCCCAAAAGGAGCAUUUCACGAGAUGAAAAGCGGUACCCCGAAGCAUCUCGUUUUAUGCCAGAGAGGUUUAUUGACGUCAACGGUGCGUUGACGGAUGAUGACCCCGCGGAAUACGUUUUCGGCUUAGGCCGGCGUGGAUGUCCAGGUCGGUAUGCCGCGGAUGCUUCUGUGUGGUCUGCUAUUGUAACCAUGUUGGCCACGGUCAACUUUUCUUCUGCCAAGGAUGACCAGGGCAAUGUGAUCAACUUUACCCCUCAAUUCACGACGGGACUGGUUCACUCUGUUAUGGCCUUCCCUUGCAGUAUUUUACCACGUUCUCACAUCCGUUCGGAACUUGUGGAUGUGGAUGUUUGA
Suillus paluster is the source of this 1536-nucleotide messenger RNA. Its product is annotated as cytochrome P450. The transcript is spliced from 12 exons. The record is from RefSeq and is a predicted model, not a curated record. NCBI's taxonomy places the organism in Eukaryota, Fungi, Basidiomycota, Agaricomycetes, Boletales, Suillaceae. The coding region runs from base 1 to 1536 and encodes 511 amino acids. Gene Ontology annotation, molecular function: iron ion binding; monooxygenase activity; heme binding.